Messenger RNA from Schistosoma turkestanicum, 642 nucleotides. NCBI's taxonomy places the organism in Eukaryota, Metazoa, Platyhelminthes, Trematoda, Strigeidida, Schistosomatidae. The record is from the annotation of a GenBank genome assembly.
AUGUCGUUCCGGGCUAUUGUACCUCCACCCGAUUUUUUGUCAAAAGCCGAAUUCAACAGACCUUGUGGUCGAUCGCCAAACAAAAUAUCUACUCUACUGACUAAUGUGCAGCGAAGAAAUGUUCAAACACUUGCUCCAACAGAAUCAAAAGAUCUCACAUUUUUUCAAAUGGCUGCUCAGGGUGAGCUGUUACUACUUCAGAGGGAAAUAGAAAGUCGGAAUUUCAAUCUAGACAUUCCAGAUAACCAGGGAUUUACUCCACUAUUGUGGGCUUGUGCUAAUGGACAGAAAGCUGCAGUGGAGUUACUUGUUUUCUAUGGAGCGAAUAUUCUUCUAUCUGGAGAUAAUGGAGAAACAGGAUUGCUCCUAGCUGCUAGUCGUGGUCACUUUGAUGUAGUUCUUUACUUGCUGAAAGCUGGAUGCCCAGUAGAUCUGUCUGAUGAAUUGUGCAAUACUGCGUUGAUGUUCGCAGCUUAUAACAACAACGCUGCAAUUGUGUCUCUGUUACUUGAUUGGGGUGCUGACAUUACGUCUAUAAAUGCAGAUGGGUGGACAGCAUUAGAUUUUGCUAUACGACGGGGCUCACGUGCUAGCCAACGUAUAAUCGAAAAGCAUAUUUUAUCCCUAUUGCACAACCACUAG